Messenger RNA from Auanema sp. JU1783, 1377 nucleotides. NCBI's taxonomy places the organism in Eukaryota, Metazoa, Nematoda, Chromadorea, Rhabditida, Rhabditidae. The record is from the annotation of a GenBank genome assembly.
AUGGGGAACCAGCAUCCUAGAAAGAGAUUUGCUAACCAGGAUGAAGACUGUUUGCCCGCAAAAAAAGCCAGAUUCGAUAAUGAGAUUCCAGAAAGAAAAUACCAAAAAAAGGUUUCGCUGAGGAAAUCUGUGGGACGUUUCUCAUUCUGUUCACCAACUUGGGGAUUACGGAAGUGCUCCAAUGACGAUGGUUCAGGACUUUCGUCACAACACUUUGCGAACCGCUGUCGUUCUUUAGACGGGAUUGGUGAGAACGGUUCACGAGAAGAUGAUGGCUUCAAACGUCCAAACUCUACCAAUUUGAAAAAUUACCAUCAGACGGCAGCAAGUUGUUCAAGACUAACACGGCCCGAGUAUCCAGUGCCAUGGCUAGUGGCAUUAUUUUUACCCGAAUUUCCUUCAAGAUCCGCAGUAAACGAAAACAAUUUCACACUGAGCAACGAAAUAGGCAAUGGGUCGUUUGGUCAUGUUUUCCGAGCAAUAAGCAAAAGUGAUCCAUCUUGUAUAUACGCCAUGAAAAUACAAGAAAAGUCGAAAAUAUUGGGUCGAAAUGCAACAUUACAAGUGAAACGAGAAGCUUCUUUGCUGCGUCUACUACCACCAUAUGUAUUCGUAUCUCGUCUAUAUGCCACAUGGCAGACCCGGUCUAAACUUUUCUCGCUUUUACAAUAUCCUGUUGGUGGAUUGGGAGACCUGUUCACCGUUUGGCGCGAGCAUGGAAAUAUGAAAGAGAGCCAGUUACGGAUCUAUGCUGCUGAAAUAGCUUGUGCAUUAGACUUUAUUCACCGUCAUGGGAUAAUAUAUCGGGAUCUGAAACUCGAAAACGUCAUAUUGGACGCUGACUGUCAUAUCCAAAUUAUCGACUUUGGUUUAGCUAAACAACUACGUAACGGACAAAGAACCAAAACAAUAUGCGGAACACUGCAGUAUAUGUCGCCAAUUGUUGCCGUGGGAGAGCCAUAUGCUCAUGAAGUAGAUUGGUGGUCGUACGGUGUUCUUCUACACAUUUUAUUUACGGGCCGGUAUCCAUAUCCAAAUGCAGAAGCAGUACAUCACUCUGAAUUAAGGUUUAUCGAUUACAGCACUCCAUAUGGUUGUAGCAAAGCUUUCGGCAAUCUUCUAGAUCGAUUGUUGACUACUACUAAAGAGCAUCGUCUGGGGACAUUUGCCGUUCUCCAUGCUCACCCAUUCUUCCAGGAUAUCAAUUUUGAGGAUGUUGAAGCAAGGAAGCUACAACCGGCAAUACAUUUUGAUAACUUACGGAGUCGAAAUAGUGAUUUUGACGAGAAGAGUAUUUUGGACGGUGAAGAAAACUGGAGAGCUUUCGAAGAGAAAUAUGAGUUCAAUGAUUUUGCCUGUUUCAGUGAUUCACUUUGA